GAUCGAAGCGCCUAUAUUUCGUGUCGUGCGUAUAAGGUUGAGUUUGCAAGCAGGAGAAGUCGUUUAAACUGUUCAUGAUUUAACACACAAGAUUGUGACUUUAAAAAGUGUCGUCUCGAUUAAAUCACACUUAGACCCCGCUGACGAAGAAUAUCAUACCGAAAGUGAUAUGAAGAAGGAAAGACCGUGACAGGGAGUAUUUGAAGAUAAGAGUAGCCUCGGUGAAUGCAGAAAUAUGCCUUCAGCUACCGGUGGGACCAACCCGAUAGGGCAGCAGAAGGGAGGAGGGACUAUGCCCAAUAAUGAAGAAUGUGGUAUUAGAGAUGUAUGGGGACACAACCUGGAAGAGGAAUUUCGCACAAUUCGUCAAGUUGUACAGCAAUAUCAAUACAUUGCAAUGGAUACAGAAUUUCCUGGUGUUGUAGCUAGGCCUAUCGGUGAAUUCAGAACUAAUGCCGAUUAUCAAUAUCAGCUCUUACGUUGCAAUGUAGAUCUUUUGCGAAUAAUUCAACUUGGUCUCACAUUCCUUGAUGAGUCGGGGAAUACGCCGGGCGGUAGCUAUACAACAUGGCAGUUCAAUUUUAAAUUCAACUUGCAUGAAGACAUGUAUGCACAGGAUAGUAUAGAUAUGCUACAAAAUAGUGGUAUACAGUUCAAGAAACAUGAAGAGGAAGGCAUUGAUCCUUUAGAAUUCGCAGAACUGCUAAUGACAUCGGGAAUCGUUCUUGUUGAUGACAUAAAAUGGCUGUCUUUUCAUUCUGGCUAUGACUUUGGUUAUUUACUGAAACUCCUCACAGAUCAAAAAUUGCCACAGGAAGAAAGUGAAUUCUUCGAGCUGUUAAGGAUAUAUUUUCCGACAAUAUAUGAUGUAAAAUAUUUAAUGAAAUCGUGCAAGAACUUGAAAGGUGGUUUACAAGAAGUUGCAGAACAGCUGGAAAUUCAAAGAGUAGGUCCUCAGCAUCAAGCUGGGUCCGAUUCUCUUCUUACUGGAAUGGUUUUUUUUAAAAUGCGAGAGAUGUUUUUCGAAGAUAAUAUUGAUGAUGCAAAGUAUUGUGGACACUUAUACGGUUUGGGAACGUCAUUUGUCAUGAACGGAUCUAGCGGAUACAUGGAUAGUAAUGGAGAUAAUGCCUCGACAUCGUAAUGUUAAAGAAAGAAUCAAUCGUAACAGAGAGAUUAUUUCAUUACAAAUAAAAUGUUACAAAAAAAUCUUUUCACUUAAUGAUCAAGCAUAUAGUUCAUAUCCGCAAAAUAUUACAUCGAUAUCAUUGCUGUAGGUUUCACACAAAAAUCAAUUUAGACAAGUCUCUUUCAGAUCUAUGAAUCUUUUUUUUUUAUUUUUUUUUUUUUCAAUACAAGUCUAACUCUUUUAUAGAUUCCUUCUGUGUGAUACGUAUCACCAAUCGAAAAUAUUUACAACACCGAACAGCAAAUAAAAAAAAUGUAAUAUAA
Cataglyphis hispanica is the source of this 1452-nucleotide messenger RNA. It is a transcript of the gene Pop2, whose product is annotated as CCR4-NOT transcription complex subunit 7. Lineage: Eukaryota; Metazoa; Arthropoda; Insecta; Hymenoptera; Formicidae. Gene Ontology annotation, molecular function: poly(A)-specific ribonuclease activity; nucleic acid binding. Bases 236 to 1144 code for a protein of 302 amino acids. The record is from RefSeq and is a predicted model, not a curated record. Gene Ontology annotation, cellular component: P-body; CCR4-NOT core complex; CCR4-NOT complex. The transcript is spliced from 7 exons.